Messenger RNA from Cyprinodon variegatus (sheepshead minnow), 1567 nucleotides. RefSeq names its product chemokine XC receptor 1-like (gene xcr1a.1). Gene Ontology annotation, biological process: G protein-coupled receptor signaling pathway; chemotaxis; immune response. The record is from RefSeq and is a predicted model, not a curated record. NCBI's taxonomy places the organism in Eukaryota, Metazoa, Chordata, Actinopteri, Cyprinodontiformes, Cyprinodontidae. The coding region runs from base 127 to 1143 and encodes 338 amino acids. Gene Ontology annotation, cellular component: membrane. Gene Ontology annotation, molecular function: chemokine receptor activity. The transcript is spliced from 2 exons.
GAGGCUCAGAGAUAUUCUACACCUUUAUGUAUUUAUUUUUCUUUCAGUGGAACCGUCGUCACCGUCCAGAACCAGCUUUUGCUACAAUUACAGAUGCAUAUAUUUUGAGGUUCCUCUGCACCAGAUAUGGAUGACUCGAGCAACAUAACGUUUGACUAUGACAAUGACUAUGAGGAUGAAGUUUGUGAAAAACGUGAAGUGGUCAAAUUUGGGUCCAUCGCCAUUCCUAUUUUCUUCUCUAUUGUCUUCUCUCUGAGUCUAACUGGAAACAUCCUGGUCCUCAUCAUCCUGGCUUUGUAUGAAAACCUGAAAUCUCUGACCAACAUCUUCAUCUUCAACCUGGCCAUCUCUGACCUCGUCUUCACUAUCGGCCUCCCCUUCUGGGCCAUCUACCACAUCUGGGGAUGGGUGUUUUCAGAGUAUGUGUGCAAGAUUGUGAAGUUUGUCUUUUUUACUGGGUUUUAUAGUAGCGUUCUUUUCCUGACCGUCAUGACCAUUUAUAGGUAUUUGGUUGUGGUCUAUCCUCUCUCUGGCAUAACUACUAUGAAAUUUUGGACUGGGUUUUUCCUGUCUGUCCUCACAUGGAUCAUUAGUAUUGGAGCAGCUAUGCCAUCCCUGCUCCAGACAGCCAUUGUCAAAAUCCAUCACGAAGAAUCAGACUCCUUGGGCUGUGAAUAUAAGACCGUCGAAUGGAAAAUCAUUGGGAUGUCUCAGCAGAAUGUCUUCUUCUUGGCUGCGUUUGCAGUGAUGGCUUUCUGCUACAUUCAGAUAUUAAGGAGAAUCACAAGAACAAGGUCCCACACUAAGAACAGAGCUGUGAAGUUAGUUUUCUGCAUCGUGGCUGUCUUUUUUGUGGGCUGGGUGCCCUACAACCUGGUCAUCUUUUUGAGAGCCUUAUCACACAAAGCACAUUACCCUUUUAAUGACUGUACAGUGAGCAUUCAGCUUGACUAUGCUUUCCAAGUGUGUCGGUUCAUUGCUUUCUCUCACUGCUGCUUGAACCCUGUCUUUUAUGCAUUUGUUGGUGUGAAGUUCAGGAACCAUUUGAAGUCACUGCUGCAUCGAAUGUUUAGGCGCCCCAGUCCAGUGAAAGAUCAAGAUGCCAACAGGCUGAAUCUCGCUUCACGAGGAUCAAUGUACUAGAUGCAAAUAUAAAUUUUCCUAUUUUUAUGCCUCAACGUUUAUUAUUUGCUGAUACAUGGUUGUGUAAAAAUUAAUGGAGUUACUAUAUAUGAGACAUUUUUAAACAUGCUGCUAUAGCUACAAAGUUAGAUAUUUGUACUCACUAUUUAUACACAGUGUGAGGCAACAAGAGAACAUUGUAUGAUUUGUUGUAGUAUAAGGAAUAGAGGCAAUCUGGUGUCAGCCAUCUUUCAUUAACUCCCUUAGGGGUUUAGAUUAGGCCAGUUUGUUGACUAAAUGUACAGUAGGACAGUAAUAUUUCAUUAUUUGAUAGAUAAGAGCCCUGAUGAAAAAUAAAACCAGCAACUCUAUAAGGCCUGCCAGCAGAGGGAAGCAUGACUAAAACCCAAAAAACACCUUGAAUCUUUUGACUGUUAACUCUUCA